AUGGAGGUGCCCAAAGCCCGGGGAGCAGGCAGAUCUGGUCCACGCCGACGGACAGGUUGUUUGACGUGCCGGGCUCGCAAGGUUCGCUGUGAUGAGACAAAGCCGAGCUGUUCAAAUUGCGAUCGUCUACGCCUGCAUUGCGCCUACAAACCGCCCAUCGCCCUCGGUAGCCCAUGGUCGGCCUCGUCUCGACUAACCCACGACCAAACCACAACUGCAGUGGCACAUGCGAUCUCACAAACUGGACCGGCACCAGCGCUGGGUCCGAAUACGGCGGCGGCGGUCGUUGCGGCUGCCUCGCAGCGCUCGCCUGACAUCAACUUCUUUAACACCGUGCUCCGCUCUGACGAGCAACAUCGUGGAAUCGCCGCGCCCGCAGCGCCAGUCCGAGGGUUACCGACAGACCCUGUUUCGUUUCCGCCUGAAUUGGGAGGCUCGUUUGAUAUGCUUGGAUUCAUGGGAGGAAUCACGUCCGAGUUGGAGCAGAAACAUCUCGACUUGACGAGCGGAUUAGCCGCAUUCACAACUAGCCAAACACCCCGAUCAUUAGCGGCAGGUAUCGCAGUGGCUACGUCGGAAGAAGGGCAGCUUGUGGGUGAGCGACGGUCACCGCUAAGUCCGGAUGGCUCAUCCUCGUUGGUAGAUGGAGUUUCCAUUGGUAGUGCCUCGGACGCUGCGACUACCCGCGGGAGCUGGCCUGAUCCUGGUAGCACUACGUACGAGGAGCAGCUUAUCCAGCAUUUCCUAGCGAUUGAUCCGCCAGCAGCAAUAUUUGGGCCGGUGAUGAUGGAGUGGAAAUACGUUCGGCCGUCGAUUCUCGCUCAUGCGCGAGACUAUGGCCCGCUUUUGAAUGCGUUAUACUGUUACUCGGAUAUUCACAAGGCGAUGAUAGAAGGGAAACAAUGGCGAUGGGCGCCGACUUACUACCGAGUAGCAAGCUCGGAGAUUCAGGCGUGUCUUCAAGGGGAGGUAACCGAUGCGACCUUGGUUAAAGUAUUUGCGACAGUGUUCUUUUUGAUGUUAUCGGAGGUUUUCUCAUCGCCGGAACUUUGUGCUCCCGGCACAUCAUAUCUUCAUUCCGCCUAUCUUCUUCUUCAAAGAUUCGAUGAUCGCACUCAAGCCUGGACUGGCUUGGGACAUCUAUUGGUCUCAUGGGUCUCACUGCUUGACGUGAAAUCACUUAUCGCGGGCCGUGACGGCGAUCCAUUAACUGGUUUAGGCCAUAUAGCCGAGCAUGAGCAAGUAGGAAGAAUACCAGAGCAACCCCGAGGAACGGCUUCACCUGAAGAACGCAAAAUGGAAGACAGCAACGAAGACCCAUUCCGCAGCCCCAGCUAUCUUGUCUACGAGGCCAUUGUUGGCCCGGCAUUCCGCUUUUUCUUUAAAGCACAGCAGAUCGUCCGACGCAUCGUCUGUAUCGACCUUCAUCAUCGCAGCCGUGGCACACUAAGCGACGAAUUCGAAGUCCUCCAGAUCGCCCACAAAGUGGGAGCAGACCUCGAGACACUCUGGCACCGUCGACCCUCCGUGAUUGAUGUCUACGGUAAUCCAGAUGCCUUGACUGAUACGCUCUGUGCACCAGUCGCCCACGAAGUCUGCCGUACUUUCAGGCAAUACAUGGCCACUUUUCUAGCAAAUUUCAUCUACCUUCACCGCGUGGCGUUUGCUAUUUACCCGCGCACUGACCGCGUCAAUGGCGCCGUCAAACAAAUUAUUCAUCUCGCCACGGUCGAAUCCGCGGGCUUGGAAUCCGGACAUCUGCCGGUUAGCUUUUUAUGGCCAUUAUUUGUAGCUGGUCUGGAAGGCUCUCCCGAGCAACGGCAGUGGAUUGUCCAGGAAAUGCAGCGGAUGGUGGCAAGUCCUGACUCGGACCCGGCCAGCUCCAUUACAUGUCAUCCCUCUGCCGAGAAAGUCAUUGUACUAUUGGAGGAGAUGUCGCGGAGACAAGAUGUGUCGCGCUCAUGGGCGGACUCACGGUGUGUGCGGCGGGAGUUGUUUACGGAUUUCUUUUUUAUGAUCUAA
This is a messenger RNA of Penicillium subrubescens, 2022 nucleotides long. Its product is annotated as Zn(II)2Cys6 transcription factor. NCBI's taxonomy places the organism in Eukaryota, Fungi, Ascomycota, Eurotiomycetes, Eurotiales, Aspergillaceae. Gene Ontology annotation, molecular function: DNA-binding transcription factor activity, RNA polymerase II-specific; transcription cis-regulatory region binding; zinc ion binding. Gene Ontology annotation, biological process: positive regulation of transcription by RNA polymerase II. Gene Ontology annotation, cellular component: nucleus. The coding region runs from base 1 to 2022 and encodes 673 amino acids. The transcript is spliced from 3 exons. The record is from RefSeq and is a predicted model, not a curated record.